AUGCCUCAAAUAUCGAUUCAAACCCCAUUCGACAUAAUAACUAAUUCAUUUACUGCAAUGCAUUCCUCAGAGACACAAGACAAUAAUAACAAUAUAGACAUAUUUAGACCAAUUUCUCCAAGCGCUGCCCUGCGUCAGAAGAGACACGGAUCCAACUCCUAUAUCUACAAAAAUCAAAAACGAAUAGCAAGACCCGACGAUAAAAUCUUAAAUGCAAAUAUCAACAUCAACUAUAUCGACCACAACUCCAUAGUUAAUGAAAAUGCAACUCCGGUAAAAUCUGUAUUGUCAAGAAGACCAAGUUUAAGUAAAAAAUCAAAUAACGUGACACCGCAACCUUCCUUUUUAGUAACAGAGCCACCCAAAUCUCCAUUCUAUGUUACAAAUCAGUCUUAUACUAAUAUAGAUGUAGCACUGAGUGCGAAUAAUAACGGAAUCACCAAUAAUAAUAACCAAUACACUAACAUGAACACUUAUAACAGUAUUAAUAAUAAUUACAACAAUAUUGAAGGCUAUUCUGGAAAUGCCGUGCUGCCUGGGAACGAUGAUAUGUUCAUUAAUACACAAUCUAACAAAUAUAGGAAUAAUUCCACAUCAACCGCUAUAAUAAAUGAUGUUUCCGAUAAUUUUGUGAAUAAUAUGAAUACUGAUAUCCAACAAAAUGAAAAUAUAUACCAGGAUCAAAAUUUUAAUGAUGAUACCGGAAACAAUAAUGCAGAAUCUGAUAAUAAUCAAAAUAAUAGCAACGAUGAAUCUAACAAUCAAAAUUCUGAAGAUAACAACGAUAAUCCAAACAAUAACAACAAUAACGUGGAGGAAACUUCAGUUACUAAAAAGACAAGUCGAGUUCUGAUAGAAAAGUUACAAAAUAUAUAUAAAAUCAUUGUCAAGCAAGAAAUGGAGUUACAGCAGCGGUGUUCCCAGUUGACUACUUCUCAGACGACUGAAUUGAAAAACUUAUGGUCAAUUUACAAGCUUAAUACAGAUCUGAUCAAUAAUUACAUCACCUUUAUAACAACUGCAUUAUUACCUUCACAAUCAUUGCAGGACAUACAAAUUGGCGAAGAAAUCGUAGAAAUUUAUAGAAUUGAAAGACGAUUGUGGGUUUAUGGUACAAUAACAUUUUUAGACGUUUUAAAAAAUUUCUCAAAUUUCAUGGAUCCAGAAGUUUGCUCACAAUUUAUAACGCAUGUUUUUAUUUCUCUAUCAACGAUGCUAAUUGAUUUGCCCCCAAAACAUUCAAUCCCUUGGUUACAAAGACUAGGUGAUCUCUCAAGAAUGGCUAUUGCACUAUAUCCAUCAGGAUUUAUUGAUUGGAAGUUAAGUGCAGAGCAUUGGUAUAUGGAAGCAAUGAAAUUUACCUAUAGUCAUGGUAAAUUGUACUACCAUAUGUCGACAGUACAACAAAACACUUUAGAAGCUUUUGUUAACUUGGGUAAAAGUGUCUUCUGUCAAGAUACUUUCACCCCCUCACAACAGUACAUGCAAUUGGUUAUUGAUAACAUUUAUCAGAGGACUUUUGUUGACAGGAAUAAAAAUGGAAAUGUUAGAAAUUCGGACUUAAUUGACUAUUUAAAACAUAGUGAGGUCAUGCUGUUGCCAAGCUUUUUAGAGAAUGAAGAUUUACAGCAAGUCGUUCUAAACUAUUUCAAUGAUAGAUUUGGUGUUGAUUAUAAUGACAAUAAUAUAUUCGAAACUCAAGAUAUGUUUUUCCAAGUUCCUGCCUCCCUAAGAUUCUAUUUCAGGCAUGCACCUGCAUUUGCGGAAUCGCAUAUUUUGCAACUAGUUGGAUUUGGUAAUCCAAAAAAUCCCUUUGCAUUACUUUUCGAUUUGCCCAAUUUUUUGAAAGAGAGAAAAGACAAAAAGGAAAAGAACAAAUCAAAAUCAUCCACUGAAAUAUCUACAAUGUCAAUAGACACAAACGAUAGUAGGGGACCCAUAUUAAACACCUCUGCCUAUGUAAAUGAAGGAAAUAUAGUGACUGAGUAUUUUGAUAAUAUUGAUUCACUACGGCUGCCAAUUGACCAUCCCAAUAUACUAGUGUGGUUGAAGUCGUUGGAACAUCUUAAUAUGACUUCACUUAAGUGUAGCGUGAUUGUUUUAAGAAAGUUUUUGCGUGGCCCCCUUUUAAUCGCAUUGCCACAUGUACUUCCUUGGACUUAUUUCAUUAUAGCGACAUUUCUAAAGGCUCAAAGCUCAAAGAAUACCAGCAGCGUAAAAUUUUGGACCAUUGUUAUGAGAAGAAUAUUGCCAUGGAAUACAUUAACAAGCUUUUUGAAUGUUUUAUUGGCAUACAUUUUGGAUAACUUUUACCAGACAGAAUCAAUAGCAAAACUAUGUGAAACUUAUUCCAAUUUUGAAAAUUUUUAUGAACUGUUGGAUUAUUUCAAUAGAAAUGAAAAUUUACCUGAAAUCUGGAAAUGUUGGGGAACAUUAUGGUUUGAUGUAAUUUCCAACAAACGUGCCUUAAAUGCAGAUACUUUUAAUGGACUUGGUAUUGAGGAUCAUAUGUUCCUAGAUUUUCCACUGGAUGGUAUAGGCUUUGAUGAAUUGGAUGAAACGGGUGAAAAUUUUUGGAACCGUGCACUUAGAAUAGUAUUUUUAUUCAAAGGCAUUGCUGAAAACUUACAAACAGGUCUCAGAGUCAGUAGGACUGCCCCUGUUCACUGUAGGAGGGAUGACAUCGAUCCUAAUCAUAUAUUAAAAUCAUUCUCUUUCAAAAUGGAAGGAUUUGACGAAUCUUCCUACUCAGGUCAACCUUUUUCCACAAUUAACAAGUUACUACCACUGUUCGAAAACAUUGACGAAACAAACCUUGAUUUUGAUGCUAGACCAAUGCUUAGUGUUGUAAAGGGUGAGAACAUAUUUGAAUAUGUUGGUUAUAAAAAGUUAUUUCUGAAUAAUCAUUCAUUCGAUAGAAACGGAGAAUUGGUAAGCUCUUCGAUUUAUACUGCAUGGGUUAUUGAUAACGACAAUUCCCUGAACAAUAGCCAGGGUAAUCAAUAUACCUCAAAUAUGCAAAUGACCCAGCAGCAACGACAGUUGCUGCCUCCCGAGCAGCAAAAUUUCCAAAUGAGGAAUUUUGCUUCUAAUGAAGACACAGAGGAUGAUUUUAAUUUCGAGCUUUAUAUGAAUCCUGAAAAGCUGAACAAGAAUAUGGAUCAAGCUAGUAUAUGGACUACCGCAAAUGACGAAAUAAAUAGGAACAUCACUUAUUUUGUUUUUGACGCCACGUCAUGGCUGAGACACUUCGCCCAUAUUUAUAAGCUAUCGACCAAUAAUGUACUGAAUUUUGCCGUAUGCUUAACUACAUUUCAGGAACUGAGAUUUUUGAGGAAGUCCAAGGAUGAAAACGUCGUCGGGGCUGCUGCAAGAGCCAUAAUUACAAUGAGACAGCUAUACAGUGAGGGAAAAUUAUUGCCUCUGAGAUUCACAGGAAAUGUUGCGACAGAUAUCGAAGAACACUUAGAAUUUGAGGAACAAAUUACCUGGCGUUCCCAUGUCGAUGAGUUUGUAAUUGAAGCAGUUGUUAAGGCACAGAAUAAAUUCAUUUCUGCGAAUGAGUCUGUCACAUUACGAAAGGGCUUUAAUCAUGUUGUCUUGGUUACAGAUGACAUCAACAUGAAGAGAAAAGCCCAAGAACAAGGCAUUAAAACAUUUACUACUCAUUUUAUUUUUUCGGUUUGCAGGAAACUGGGUAUUCAAGAUAAUGUCUGCACAAAUUAA
Molecule: messenger RNA, 3726 nt
Organism: Kazachstania africana CBS 2517
Lineage: Eukaryota; Fungi; Ascomycota; Saccharomycetes; Saccharomycetales; Saccharomycetaceae
Gene: ESL2
Product: Esl2p
Exons: 1
Coding region: 1-3726 (1241 amino acids)
Biological process (GO): nuclear-transcribed mRNA catabolic process, nonsense-mediated decay
Cellular component (GO): telomerase holoenzyme complex
Molecular function (GO): telomerase RNA binding; telomeric repeat DNA binding; protein binding
Source: RefSeq, a predicted model, not a curated record